This is a messenger RNA of Zootoca vivipara (common lizard), 1522 nucleotides long. RefSeq names its product selenoprotein M (gene SELENOM). Lineage: Eukaryota; Metazoa; Chordata; Lepidosauria; Squamata; Lacertidae. The record is from RefSeq and is a predicted model, not a curated record.
GUGGCAGCAGCGGCUCCAGCAAGCGGGAGGCCGCCGCGUCCGGAGCGCAGAGCCAAGAGCGCAGCGCGCGUCGCUGGAGUGAAGGUGCCCGAUGGCACGUCCGCGCUUCGUGCUGCUGGUGGCGCUGGUGGUGCUCUCGGGAUCAGGGCUGCUCCGCGGCUACGAGCCGGACUGGCGCCGCCUGGAGGGCCUGGCGAGAGGGAAAGUGGAGAGCUGUGGAGGAUGACGGCUGAACCGCCUGCCAGAGGCGAAGGCCUUUAUCAAUGAGGACUUGCCUCUGUACCACAACCUUGACAUGAAGCACCUUGCUGGAGCAGACCCCGAACUCAUCCUGUUGAACUCACAGUACAAAGAGCUGGAGAGAAUUCCACUGAGUGAUAUGUCCCGCAAAGAAAUCAACGAGCUGGUGCAGAAGCUGGGCUUCUACCGGAAGGAGAAACCCGAUUCGCCGGUCCCCAAAGAGUUCCAGCUUGCUCCUGCCCGGCCGCUCCCUGGUUCAGAAGGUGCCAAGGGAGAGCAUGUGGCAGAGAGCAAAGGGGCUGCGGGUGGAGAACUCUAGAUCUGUUGUGCUCUUAAAAACCUCAGGGGUGUCUUGUGUGUGAGUGUGUGCAAGGGUUGAGAACGUGGCUCGUGUUUUAAUACAUGCACAAGCAUAGCUGUACCGGUGGGUGUGCACGGCAGGCUAUGUUGUUAGUAUAUGCAGGGUUGUGUGUGCACGCCCGCCAGGUGGAGAGCCGAGGAAUGUGGUCCCUUUCAAAUCUACAAAUCUGCUCUUCAACCCCCACCAGCAAAAAACAGCAAGAUACGUACAUGCAAAAAAAACCCUGAAUAUGCCACAUUGGCAGGAUAUGCAACCAAACGCAACGUUCCCUCGUUGCAGAAAUUUGGCUUUCAUGCUUUAAUUUGUUCUAGAGUAAAGAGCAUACACUGCCCUGUCUGUGGAACGUGAGUAAAAAGUGGUGUGGAAAAAGCUGUGAUCUCGGCGGUGUGGAUUCGGAGGAAAGUGUGCUCUCCCCGCUGCCUGGGGAAACAGAGACAGACCUGGACUAGAUCGCCUCGAUUCCCACCUUGGUCUGCACACCAUUUCUGUCUAGAUUCAUUUGAUCAUGCAUAGCCCAGUCGGAAAUGUUGGCUCUUUGUAUAGCUCAGACCGAGCACCUGUGGCCUUCCAGAUGUUGCUGGAUUCCUUGCCCCCCCCCAAAAAGUUUUAGUUAUGCUGGCUGAGGGGAGCUGGAGACCACCAACAUCCAGAGGGGGCCACAGGUUCUUCCCUCCUGCUUUCGGUUCCCUAGCUGCUGUUCCUUGCAAGCCUUCGUGUUCUUCUGCAGCUGUGCCCCGCCUGCAUGAGACAGGAUGAUACCCUCGGCUGAAAGCUCUUGGUGCCCAGGGUGGAUAGUCAGUGUCCCAUCAGGCUUCGGAGCACAGUGCGCUAAGGAACACGAGCUCAGUCACCCACCCUGCAAAAACAAAACAAAACCCUCUUGCAGUUGUGCCUAGGAACAGUAAAGUCUUUUACAUCCAC